UUGUUUUCUUUUCCCAAACAACACAGAACCUUCUUCAUCCAUUUCUGUUCUUCUCUUCUCCUUUUCUUCUCCUUCCUUCUUCCUCAGACAAAUCUACACAUCACAAAAUUGUACUGUAAUUCAAUGUUUGAGUUGGUACAAAAACCCUUUCUUCACAAUUGAUCACACUUCUUUUUCCACUCACUUUUGGGUCAUAGCCAAUUGGGAAUUUAGCCCAAUUCGAAGUUUUAGCCUCUGAGAAAUUCUCACUCUCUUGCCCAGGAAAAAAGGGCCUUCAAAGUUUGGACCUUUCAGCUUCAGAUGGCUUCUUCCAGCUCCCUUGCUGGAAAGGGAAAACGACAUGCCGUUCAGGAGAACUCUCCAGCCUUCUGCUUGAGGAUUUUCAGUCGUGAAGAUCUCAAAGACGGGAAGAAGGAACUUCCGCCGGCAGCUGUGAGGGAGUAUGGACAUCAUUUGGCAGACCAUAUAUACCUUAAGGUUCCAAAUUGUGGAAAACAUUGGAAAAUAGAGUUGAGAACAUCACCUCGUCGUGACCGAAUGUGGUUAGAGAAGGGAUGGGAAGAGUUUGCCAACUUUUACUUACUAGACCAAGGCGACAUGGCAACUUUCAGCUCUGAAGGCGAAAAUUCCCAUUUCCAAGAUUUUUCCUUUUUAAAAUUUGUCUUGGACAACACUAUUGAAUUAACCGUGGGAAUUAAAACAGCAGCUGAUGUCAGCACACCAGAUAGAAAAGAAAUAGGAGCUGAAGCUCUAGCUGUAGCCAUGUCGGUUUCCCCCAGAUCCUCUGCUGAUGAACGUGGAAGUGCUAAGGUCAGAAGACGAAGAAGGAGAGUAACAGGAUCUGAAGCUGAAGCUAGAGCCAUUUCAAUUUCCCCAAGAUCAUCCGCUGAUGAACACGAAUAUGAUGUGAGCAGUUUCAGGUCGGACAAGCCAUUUCUUGAUAUCAGAAUUCCAGCCAAAACCUUGGCCUUUCGUGUGUUUAUAAAUCAAGCUUUUGCCUCAGAACAUUUCUAUAAAGCAGACACUUGUUGUGACUUGACGCUACAGAAUAAUCAAGGUGACAAAGUUUGGACAAUUCAGUGUUGUUCAUACAAAAGAAGUAACGGAAGAAUACAAGCAAUAAUUUCAGGUGCUGGUUGGAAAGCAUUUAGGCAGGACAAUCACCUGGAAGAAGGUGAUGUCUGUGUCCUAGAGGUGAUAGAGGAACGUAAGUGCAGAGUUUCGAUAUUCCGAGCUAAAAAGUGAAGAUAAAAUGAAUUGUUCAUAGUUCAAGAGCAUACUCUUUUGAGGUUAGAUGUGAGGAAAAGUUAAGUAUCAUCUUCAAGAAAAAUUAGUGGUAGAAGAAGCUCAGAGGAAGUAUUGCUAUCAAUGUAAAAUUGAGUGCUUUUGGUUGGAUUCGAGUACUUUUUUCAUUCUCUCCUUUAUCCAAACUAUGUCAAGCAUUCUUCUGAUGCAGUGAAAAGAAAGGCUCUGAGCUCAGUGCACCAA
Molecule: messenger RNA, 1488 nt
Organism: Rosa chinensis
Lineage: Eukaryota; Viridiplantae; Streptophyta; Magnoliopsida; Rosales; Rosaceae
Product: B3 domain-containing protein LOC_Os12g40080
Exons: 5
Coding region: 301-1245 (314 amino acids)
Molecular function (GO): DNA binding
Source: RefSeq, a predicted model, not a curated record